CAACCCCUUCUCCCAUAGAAAGACUUUCCCUUUUUUAUUCUGCCCUCUCGACUUUUGGGAGGGAUAAAUUAAGGAUAAAUUAACAAAACAAAAAACAGGGAUUACCGAAAAAGAAGCAGACAAUAAUGACAUGACCUACAACUGCAAUGAAAUUCACCAUUGAAGAGGACAUAGGAGACUCCAAUCACUGUGAUGCAUUUUAGUUGGAGCAGGAGCACUUUUAGACUGGUAAUGUAAUCUUUACCAGUAACCCGUGUAAUGGAUCUUCUUGGGGGGGACGACCUAACCAGAAAUGAUGGGAACACUGCUGCUUUUACAAAAGUUAGCCUUUAGUCGUCUCACAAUCAGUAACAGUCCGCGAUAACUGCCUUGACCGACGUUAAUCUAAUCAGCGAAGGACCCUGCAAAUCCUUGGUGCAGCAAUCAAGGAGUUGCGUACCUCUCUCCCCGUCGCAGAAACAGGAGGCAGAAAGAGAAAGAAAAAAAAGUCAAGAGAAGCAGAAAGAGAGGUAGAAAGCGAAAGAGAAAGAGAAAAAGAGACAGAGAGAUCUGCAUGCAUAAUUCAAACUCUCUAUAGCGAAUCAACAAGUGAAAAAGAACCUUUCGGCCCCAUUAACAAAAAUGAAAAUCAAGAUGAAAAAAAUGAAGCUCUCGGGUGCUGCUGCUGCUACUGCUACUGCUACUGCUACUGCUGCUGCGCCCUCUGGCUCUAGCAGUGGGCUCAUUGGGUUCCCUGCUGCUGGUGGUGGUGGCGCCACAAGCCACGAGUCAGGAAACGGCCUGAUGGCGAUUGUGAAGAAGAUCAUCGUCAUUAUGGUAAUGGUUGAGAUUGUUGUCUUCCUGCCACAGACCCUCGUCUCGGCAAAGGAGGAAGAAGACAGAGACUACUGGUACAGCCAAGCCAAAAACCAGAUGGAUGAGCUGAAGGCCGCCCGCAGAGCAUCCAAAGGGUACGCGAAAAAUGUCAUCCUCUUCGUGGGUGACGGGAUGGGGCUCUCCACCGUCACAGCCGGAAGGAUACUCAAAGGACAGAGGCUGGGACAGAGCGGCGAAGGAUAUCGCCUCUCCUUCGAAAAGUUUCCCUUCAUCGCGUUGGCCAAGACGUAUAAUUUGGACUCGCAAAUAGGAGACUCCUCGGCCUGUGCAACGGCUCUCAUGUGUGGCGUGAAAGCCAAUAUCAACACCGUGGGAUUGGACCACCGGGGCAAGUUUGAGGACUGCAGGUCGUCUUACUCGUCUGGAGUUCCUUCAAUCAUCGACUGGGCGCAGAAACAUGGUAAGAGCACCGGCAUUGUCACCAACACCCGCCUGACUCACGGAACUCCCUCGGCCCUUUAUGCGAAAACUCCCUCCAGAUACUGGGAGGACGACGCCAAAGUGCCACCUCGAUCCCACGCUGCCUGUAAAGAUAUUGCUCGACAGCUUGUGGAGAAUCAGCCAGGAAGAAACAUCAAUGUGCUCCUGGGAGGAGGCCGACGUCAUUGGAUUCCUAUAACGGAAUACGACCGGGAGGAGAGGGAGCAAAGGGGCCGACGCUCCGACGGAAGGAACCUUCUCGAUGCCUGGGUUCACGACAAAAAGACCAGGAACCUGAACGCGGAAUACGUCUGGAACAAGGCUCAGUUUGAUAAUGUCGACCCUCGAUAUACCGAUUAUCUCCUAGGUAUAUUUGGGUACUCUCACUUGGACUUCGAGGCUGAUCGUAACAAAGGUCCUGAUGGAGAUCCUUCCUUAGCGGAAAUGACGGGGAAGGCUAUUGAGGUUCUUCAGAAAAAUCCUCACGGCUUUUUUCUCAUGGUAGAAGCCGGCCGCAUCGAUCAUGCCCACCACCACAACAACGGCCGCAGGGCCCUGGAGGAGGUAGACGCCCUCGACGAGGCUGUCCUCACGGCUCUCAACCUGACAGACGUGAAGGACACCCUCAUUGUUCUCACUGCUGAUCACUCACAUGUCUUCACUCUCGGCGGAGACAAUACGCCGAGAGGUCACCCACUCACAGGACUGGACGUGGAGAUGAGUGACGUGGACGGGAAACCAUAUACCAUCCUCCUGUACGGCAAUGGACCAGGUUACGCUCAUUCCACGCCUACGGGAAGACAGGAUCUCACUGGCUUCAACACUCAAGACAUAAAUUUCGUGCAGCAGGCAGCUGUACCCAGAAAGUACGAGACGCACGGCGGAGAGGACGUACCAGUGUACGCCCAAGGACCGGGGUCCUACCUCUUCUCCGGUACAGUGGAACAGACGUACAUCCCCCACGCCAUCGCCUACGCCUCCUGCAUCAGCGACGACAACACGCACUGCGAAAAACCGCCCAGCGACGACGCCUGCGCCUCCAUUCCCGCGUCGGGACACUCCCAGAGUCACGUCCCACCUCCUCCAAUCUCGGUCCAACAACAUUCGGAUCACGACAACGUGGUGGUCCACCUGCCGGAUCAGGACCUGGAUCCCUUGGGGAUGCACGACCCUAGGACGGCCUACGAGCCUUACCCGAUCCACGACUCUCUCCCGGACGACUACGACCCAUAUCCCGCCCACGCACCCGCUUCCAUCCACGACUCAGAUCCCAUCCGCGAUCCUAUUAGCGUCCACGACCACAUAUCCAUUUACGAUACGUACUCGGCUAAUAAUCCCGCCCCUGUGCACGACCCCGCGUCCGCCUACGACUCCCACGCUGGGUCUAAUUCCUACGGCGGGUCUAACCCUUACACCAACUCAGAUCCUUACUCCGACACGAAUGGCUACUCCGGUGCGUCUAAUCCUUUCGCUGCGCCCAACCCAUACGCCGUGAAUAAUCCGGUCCCCGCUUAUGACCACUAUCCAGGGCAUUACCCCUCGCUGGAUAGAAACCAGGACCAUCACGGCCUGCCGCCCAUCCACGAUUCUUACCCGGAACCCAAUCCGUACCCUGUCCAGAAUCCUAUCCCCGUUGAGGUCCCUCAUCCAGCACCGGCGGCUAUUCCAGUUCCAGCGCCCACUUCCAGAAGGCCCCUCGGCCACACGACGCCAGCGACGGAAGAUCAGCGAAGAUCCAGAGACCCGUAUUCUUGGAGUGGUGCUUCCAGGCCUCUUGUUUUAUGGACCAGUAGUUUUCAGUGGCACACGCUGACCACUCUCCUUGUGGCCACUUUGGUGCGAAUAGGGGUGUAGAGUUUUUUUUUUUUUUUUUUUCUUGAGUGUAGCUUUGUUCCCAGCAUAUUCUUACAUAACGUACUUAUCGGAAAACUUGUGUUUUUGAAGGUGAUAUGAGAUUUCUGUUGAAACGAUCAUUUCUUGCAAACCUCAGCCAGAGAGAGUUCCCUUUUUUCUGGGGUCUUGAACUGGACGAGCCAAAAAUAGUCAGUGUUGAAAUGUUCUUUGUUAUGUAUCAGUAAAUUCGUUGGUGUAUAAAAGUCUAUUAGAAGCUUCCUAUGGAAAAGUUGUCCCUUUUUGGAAAUGACUUGAAGCUUUUUAUCUUGUUACUACGUGUAAGUGUCAGAGAAAAAGAUCGAUCUUAGAAAGCGGUGAAAGGCAUGACAUUAAAAAAAUAAAAAGUGAGCGAAUGACAAUCACAAAGUGAAGGAAAUAAAUCCUUAAGAAUUAAAAAAAUGAUCUCUCGCCGUUCGGUAAAUUAAAUUCAUUGCAAGUGACAAAUUUCAACAUGUGACAAGGAGAAUAUUAUUAUAAAACCCAGUUAUGAGUCAACGAAAUAAGUAUUUUAACACAAUCGUGUGAAUAUAAUAUGUGUUUUAGAACAUGUAAAUUUACCAGGAAAUUUUUGGUGUUCCUAAAACGUUCAGAAGACAUUCUAUGUAUAGACUAACUGCUAAAUAUGAAACGAAGAUUGUCUGUGGCUUCUCUAUAUAUAUUCGUAUCUUUUCUGUUCGUAAAUAUAAAACAAUAACUCGGAAAAAUCUAGACUAUAGGGUUCAAUAUAACGGGAAUUGAAAUCAAUUUGAAACGAACGCUCCUUCCUUUAUAACUUCAGUCACCUGUGAUUUCAUUCCAUCGGAAAAAAAAAAAAAACAUUAUUUCUCUUGGGGAAAAGAAGGGUUUGCGUUUUAAAAGACAGAUAUUUAAUAGAUCACUGUUUACAUAGGUAUAAGGAAACUGUAUCCCUCGAUGUAAAUUUCAUAUGCGUAAUGUACGCUGUACGGUCUCCACCAGUCUCACCCGAUGUAAAUCUGCUAUGUAUAUACUAAAAAAGACAUUUAUUUUUACAUAAUGUUACCCUUGUAAAUAAAGUUUUAAAAUAA
This is a messenger RNA of Macrobrachium nipponense, 4235 nucleotides long. RefSeq names its product alkaline phosphatase-like. The transcript has 9 exons. NCBI's taxonomy places the organism in Eukaryota, Metazoa, Arthropoda, Malacostraca, Decapoda, Palaemonidae. The record is from RefSeq and is a predicted model, not a curated record. The coding region runs from base 622 to 3150 and encodes 842 amino acids. Gene Ontology annotation, molecular function: alkaline phosphatase activity. Gene Ontology annotation, biological process: dephosphorylation.